Molecule: messenger RNA, 884 nt
Organism: Oppia nitens
Lineage: Eukaryota; Metazoa; Arthropoda; Arachnida; Sarcoptiformes; Oppiidae
Exons: 4
Coding region: 3-854 (283 amino acids)
Molecular function (GO): oxidoreductase activity
Source: RefSeq, a predicted model, not a curated record
AAAUGUCUGUAAGUUAUGAUUUCACCGGAAAGGUAGUACUGAUUACCGGUUCGAGUUCGGGUAUUGGCGAAGGCAUUGCCUUAUUGUUUGCCAAAUCGGGUGCCAAUGUUGUAAUUACCGGACGUAACGGCGAUCGUGUGACCAAAGUGGCCAAACAAUGUAAAGAUGUAUCACCGAAACAGUUGCCAGCACUGGAAGUUGUCGGCGAUUUGACUAACGAUGAGGACUGCAAUCGACUGAUUGAGACAACUGUCCAAACCUAUGGCAAAAUUGAUAUAUUGGUCAACAAUGCAGGAAUCGAUAAGUUAGCCAAUAUUACCGAUGAUGGCUAUUAUGAAAACUUUCAAACUAUUAUUCAAACAAAUCUCUAUUCAGUGGUAUAUCUAACACAUAAAUGUGUCCCAUAUUUGGCUAAAACUGGGGGCAAUAUUAUCAAUAUAUCGGAUAUUGGAUCCGAAAUAAUGUUUAGCGACAGUUCCGCGUACUGUAUGUCCAAAGCAGGACUGGAUAUGUUUACCAAAUGUAUGGCCGCAGAGUUGGGACCCAAACAUCAUAUCAGAGUUAAUUCAGUCAAGCUAACUGUGCUUCAGCUUAUCAUAUGUCCAAAGCAGCACUGGAUAUGUUUACCAAAUGUAUGGCCGCAGAGUUGGGACCCAAACGUAUUAGAGUUAAUUCAGUCAAUCCAGCAAUUGUUAAUUCAAAUUUUGUCACUAAUUUCGGUGCACCGAAAUCGGUUGCCGACCAACUGUAUUCGGCAGCGGCUGCCAAAUACCCGGUCGGUAGGGCUGGCCGGCCUGAAGAUAUUGCCCAUAGUGUUGCCUAUUUGGCCAGUGAUACGGCGGCCGGGUUUCUGACCGGUAGUAUUGUUUUGGCCGACGGCAGAC